Musa acuminata subsp. malaccensis (wild Malaysian banana) is the source of this 1456-nucleotide messenger RNA. Lineage: Eukaryota; Viridiplantae; Streptophyta; Magnoliopsida; Zingiberales; Musaceae. The record is from RefSeq and is a predicted model, not a curated record.
AUGACAGCUAUAUUGGUCAUAUAUAGUAUUCAAACGGUAUACUCUUCUCCCAUGACCUGUCUUCCUAAGUAAAGACCGACUAUCCAAAUACUAGUAGUUGGCCGGCCUUUACAGUUCUCUCUCUUUCUCUCUCUUUCUCUCUCUCUCUCUCUCUCUCUCGUCGUCAAGCUACAUGGAAACAGAGCCUCUGAGGUUUGCAUGCAUCACGUUGCUUCUCGUCUCCUGCAGUGUCUCGCUGCUCCACGUCAACGAAGCGAAUCAGGCUGAGCAACUAAUAAGGCUGACUGAAUCCAAGAGAUCGACAUGGUCGGAUCAACCUGACCCAUGGCUCGAUCUCGACGCCGCCGACUCGGCCUCCUCGGCGGUCUACGUCGGCCCUCAGAAUGGCCUGAGGGACGCCGAUAAGAUCACAGCAUUGCCGGGGCAACCCGGCGGCGUUGACUUCGAUCAGUAUGCAGGGCACGUGACGGUUGACCCGAAGAAGGGGAGGGCACUGUUCUACUACUUCGUCGAAUCCCCUCACAGGUCUUCGUCCAAGCCUCUCGUCUUGUGGCUUAAUGGAGGUGAUCUGCAUGCCUUGCCGUUGGAUUUUGGACCUCCUACAGCUUCGUUUUCCUUGGAUGAUCUCGAUCAUGUAUGUGUUCUCUGAUUGCAGGGCCAGGGUGCUCCUCUCUGGCAUACGGAGCCAUGGAAGAACUCGGCCCUUUCAGAGUAAAAAGCGAUGGCAAAACGCUCGAAAGAAAUCCUUAUGCUUGGAAUGAAGGUAAUGGGAGGUUCUUCUACUUCAAUCUUGAGCACUUGGACCAUGUUCUGAUGAUGACCGGCUGCAACUGUGACAGUGGCCAAUGUGCUCUUCUUGGAAUCCCCAGCAGGGGUUGGCUUCUCGUACUCGAAUACUACCACAGAUUAUGAUCAAAGCGGAGACAAGAGGACCGCGGAAGAUACAUUCACCUUUCUGCUAAACUGGCUGGAGAGAUUCCCCCACUACAAGAAUCGCAAGUUCUUCAUCGCCGGGGAGAGUUACGCCGGCCACUGCGUCCCCCAACUCGCCUCGCUCAUGCUGCACCGCAACGAGCUCGCCAACCGGACUCUCAUCAACCUCAGUGCCAUUGCAGUAAGUGAAUCUGAUCUCACGAGAGUCUUGGCUCGUCUGCUACAGCUCAACCGAUACGACAUGCGUGAUGUUUCCUCCUAGAUUGGGAACGCUUAUGUUGAUGAAGUAACCAACAGCGAAGCAAGGUACGAGUUUUUGUGGAGUCACGCACUAAUAUCCGAUGAGACAUUUGCUAGAACUCGUCGAUUCUGCAACUUCUCUGCCAUCAUAAACGAAGAGUGCAACAAAGCUACAGCUGCUGUUGCUGCAGAGACCGGAAACAUCGAUCCUUACAAUGUCUAUGCUCCCGUUUGCGUUGGCUCCAACAGUUCUUCCGAGUCUGGCGUAGCGGUAAGAUAUCCA